UUAAGUGUUGGUAUAAUCUGAAUCGAGUUAUCUGUCGUCGAUUCUGGAAAUCACGUACGGGGUCGUCUCACGCAAUCCCUCUGGUAAUUAGUAUCUCAUCAAGUAUAAUGAAACCGGCCCUCUCCUGCGUGCCCGUAGACUAAGUAACACACAUGGUGUUAGCUAGUGAACCACGUAAACGUACGUAAGUGCAUUGUCGAUUAUCCCGAUCAGUUCUAACAUCGGGGUAUAAGGACGUUACCAACUGAUUUUUUCGAACAUGGUAUAUCAGAGCGCCUUUUGCCCUUUUGUAGUACUGUUAGAAUCUCGCGCGGCAACUGCCCAUAUCUUGGUAAUUAACACAUGGUAUUCAUACCUGUUGCAGACUUCAAACUCGUAUAAGUUGUUUUUUCUUUUUCUUCGUUUGAGAGAGAUGAUAUUAGAUUACAUAAUUGAAUCUUUUCCAACGACUCGAGUUCAGUUACCGUGGUAUACCACGAGUUAUUUCUUGCCCGUUUUGUAUAUAUAGUUAGAUGCAUCUCACCAUAUGAACAAACCUCAACCAGUUCACUACUCUGCUAGCUAUUUACCUACACACAUCUCUCUACUCUCUCAAAAUCCUAUGAUGAUGGGGAUCGAUCAUCACCUUCACCAAGCCAAUAGCUCGUUUCUAAGGUCGCCAUAUUGCUUGGCCACCACGCUUCUCCUCGUCCUUCUCCUUACGAUCUCAACAAGUACGGCGGCAAGGCCGCCGCUACACCACAAUAAACAGCACCAACGCCCACCGCCUCUCCCGCCGGCGGAUCAGGGCUUGAGUACCGAUCGCUGGAAGCUGGCCCGCAGGCCGCCGCCGCCCGCCGCCGUUGGUCUGGCUUACCGUUACAGUGCAACGGAUGGAGAUGCUUUCAGGCCCACGAACCGCGGCCAUAGCCCUGGAGUGGGCCAUGACAGCCCGCCUACUGCUCCAUGACCCGACCCGGCCCGGCUCGGCUGCAUGCCCUAGAGUGAAGACUACGAUUCGAGUUAUCUUUCUUUGUUUUGACCCCUUCUUUUGUUCUUUUUUUCCCCCACCAUUUUUUGCGAAGCCUACGAGAUUUUUUUUUUUUUUUUUGCAGGGGGUUGUUUUCUUAUAUGUAACAUAACGAAAUGAUCUUUUUUUUCUUCUUCCUUCUUCUUCUCCAAGUUCUGCUUUAAUUUGUUCUUUGAGUUGGUAUUAUUAUCAGCAUGACAAUAAUCUCACUUCUCUUCCCAUUUCUGUGUUUUAAUGGCGUUUACUUGUUUCAUUACUGGUUUAACUUAUGGUAGAGCUAUAUAUAAAAUCUGAAUCGGGAACUGAUUUAAUUUGAAUGAUAAAAAUUGAAGAGAGAGUUAAAAACUUACGUGCUAUUUUAUUUCAUAAAUUGAUUUUUACAUA
Molecule: messenger RNA, 1393 nt
Organism: Linum trigynum
Lineage: Eukaryota; Viridiplantae; Streptophyta; Magnoliopsida; Malpighiales; Linaceae
Source: the annotation of a GenBank genome assembly